This is a messenger RNA of Pocillopora verrucosa, 889 nucleotides long. RefSeq names its product probable tRNA(His) guanylyltransferase. The record is from RefSeq and is a predicted model, not a curated record. Gene Ontology annotation, molecular function: magnesium ion binding; tRNA guanylyltransferase activity. Gene Ontology annotation, biological process: tRNA modification. Lineage: Eukaryota; Metazoa; Cnidaria; Anthozoa; Scleractinia; Pocilloporidae.
UUUUUCGCAGCAAAAGGAAGAAUAACCUUCUUCAUGUUUGCUGUCAAGAUUAUCUGAUAAGAUGGCAAAAAGUAAAUAUGAAUAUGUAAAAAAGUUCGAACAGAACGAUCAGUGCCUUAUGAACUGCUGGAUCGUUAUUCGAAUCGAUGGAAGAAAUUUUCACAGAUUUUCCGAUGGCCACGGUUUUGAGAAACCAAACGAUCAAAGAGCACUGCAGCUUAUGAAUAAAUGUGCUGAGACAGUGAUGAAGGAAUUCACUGACAUUGUGAUUGCAUAUGGACAGAGUGAUGAAUACAGUUUGGUUUUCAAAAGGAGCACAACACAGUUCAGCAGAAGAGCAAGCAAGCUGGUUACAAAUGUUGUUACUCUGUUCUCUUCAUCCUAUGUAUUCUAUUGGAAUCAAUUUUUUCCUACCCAAGAACUGCUUUAUCCACCCAUGUUUGAUGGACGAGUUGUACUUUAUCCCAGUGAGAAAAACUUAAGAGACUACAUGAGCUGGAGGCAGGCAGAUUGUCACAUUAACAACCUCUACAACACAUGCUUUUGGUGUCUGGUAAAGCAGUCAAGUCUAACAGCAGAGGAGGCAGAGGAGAGACUAAAUGGAACUGUUUCCAGUGACAAGAAUGAGCUUCUCUUCUCUGUAUUCAACAUGAAUUAUAAUAACCUUCCUCAAAUAUACAGAAAAGGAUCAGUUCUGGUCUGGGAAAGGGUUUGUGACAUCAAUGACACAGCUCGAGAAGAAAAUGCUAGAAAACCAAAGAGACAGAUUGUUGUCCACCAUACUGACAUUAUUGGUGAUACAUUUUGGAGUGAACAUCCUGAAAUCCUGGACAGUUAACCACUUUGGUUUUGUGGAAUAUCUUGAUCAAAUGACAUAUUCAUAAUGCUG